GUCACGCAGCACCAUCUACUGUGGGGCCGCUCAGUUGCAAGCAUGGAGGAUGAUUUGGAGCAGUUCUUAAUUUGUAGAGAGGUCCCAAAGGAUGAUAUUACACGGAUGAAGAGAGACAAGGUUGACAAGGCAGUAUUGCGCAUCAUGACUGAUGAGCAAAUGUCAAAAUACAUCACGUCAUAUGGUGACCGAGUAGCUGUCCUAUCUUUCUGUGAACAAACGCAGUGUCAUAGCACCAAUAAAGAGACUCUAUUACAGAGAUUAAAAUGUAAAAUAGGGGCACGCAAGAUGAAGUCCAAGACAAGAGGAUCAGUGAGUGGUACACCAGAUGAACCCCAAUGUACCAUGGCCAGACAAAAAAAUAUGGCAGCAGAGAAGACUUCAAGGAAGGUUGAAAUUGGAUGGCUUCAUUUUGGCAGUAAUGGAUACAGUCAAGUACGGACCAACAGUGGUGGAGGCACAAGACAUGCAACACUGGCAAAAACAACUGUUGCUCAGAUCAUGGAAUUAGGAAAGGAGCUGUUUUUCCCUGAUGGGCGCUCAACAAAAGGACCAGCUGAAGACUUCACAUUUGGCAUCUGUGAUUUUAAAAAGAACAAGAUUCCCUUGGAUAGCACUAUUGGCCAAAUGUAUGAACAAACUAAACUGAAGCUGCUCAGAUUUUACAUUUGUACAAAAGAGGGAGCUUCAACAGAUCACUCAUCUAAGGAAAAGGGGCUUCUUGAAGAUGAAGAAGAUGGAUGUCACUCAGGCGAUUCCAUCACAGAUCUGCAGGAUCUUUCAAAUUCAUCUGAUAGUGAUGGAGGCACCCAGAUGCAAACAAGAUCAAAAAAGAGAAGGGAAAUACUUGAGACGGAGACAGCACAAAGCCCAGGUCCACCACAUCCCUUUCAGUCAACCCCAACAGACAUUACAAGUAGUAACAUUGGACAAAGACAAAACAGAAGUGAGCUUAGUUUACCGAAGCCCCCGUUUGAAGAGGCCGAUACACUUGUGUGGGAUUCCGAUGACGAUGGUGUGGUGGUUGUAAAUUUUAACCAUUUUGAGGGAGAUGAUGUCAUACAGAUUGCUGAGGUGAGUGGAGCCCCUACACAGGUUAUACAGCUUCUAGCACCUUCAGGCGAUGGCCUAACUGGACUGGAUGAGCAGCUAUUCAUACGUGAGGAGGCAGCGCAAACUGCUCAGGUAAGACACACCAUUUUAACUUUGAUGUUCUCAAGGUUAUCUUGUACUGGGGUAAGAGAUCACACAUUUUGAAUAGAAAGCAGUUUGACGAGGGGGUUUGUGACAUCAUAUAAAAUAUGCUUGGGUUUUCUUUUUAUGUGAAACAUAGGACCCAAAGCUACUUCAACCUUGGCACAAACAUGGUAAGGGCUACUUUGGCUUCUGCUUUACUCAUUAGUCACUCGCUCUGUUUUUUAUGUAUUUUGUUCUUCCAGCU
Messenger RNA from Nothobranchius furzeri (turquoise killifish), 1441 nucleotides. Lineage: Eukaryota; Metazoa; Chordata; Actinopteri; Cyprinodontiformes; Nothobranchiidae. The record is from RefSeq and is a predicted model, not a curated record.